CGUACUUUUGUCAUUAACAAUUCUGACCGUUUGAAAGAUUUGUUAUAUAUGUAUGUUAAAGUGUGUGUUGUUAGUUAAAGCCUGUCUUUAUUUAUGACUUUAUGAUUUAUGACUUACAAGAAGACCAGCGCACAUUUCAGUAGCUAUUUACUUUUGAAAUCUAAACCUUUCAUUACACAUUUAAAUUUGUAAUUCUUUAUUCUUUGUUUGUAAUUCUUUUUUGCAUUGGUCUGCAUUUCUGCUGUAGUAGUAUUUAACUUUGUAUUAGCUUGAGGGAAGUAACAGUUAAUACAAAUCAUCUGUCUUUCAGACAGUGUAGGCAGUUUGUUGAACAGUGUUUUAGGAAGUGACGUUGUCACACACUAGCAGGAAAUGGAGAGUUUCUUUUAAUAUGUGUAACUCAAGUGCUGCCGACUUUCAGAGUUUGUACCACAGAAAAGUAAAAAAAAACUUAAUUUGCUAGAUAAAGGGUAAAAUUGUGCAGUUAUAGAACUGGAUGAAUUUAUGAGACUUGGAUACAUCUCACCGAGACAUAAGCAAAUCCUGGAUGCUCCGUCAUGUGCUCAGUGUUAAUUGUGUAUUCUAGUGAGGCCCAGGACUGGGCCUCAUACCUAAAGCUCAUCCUAGAGACGUCACAUCAUUUCCCCCAGGAUUCUAUUUCUUUCUAUCUUGUGGAUGAAGAACAUUCAGUGCAAGAUGAAGACUAUUCAAUUUUUAGCACCAGCCAGUGCAUCUUGCUUUUGCUCUCAGCAGCAUUUAUAGAUAUUCAAAGUGAACCAGAGGUGCGGAACGCCUUGAAGAAGUUUCUUUAUCCACCGAGUAAAAUCGUCGCAUUUCUGUGUGGCGUCUCUGAAAACGAUGACUUAAUGGACUGUUUUGAAAACUGGAAUAGUUGGAGAAAACUUGAUUCAGAUGAUGAGCCAGCACUAUAUGUCGCCACAGUCUGUGAAGUUAUCGAGAAAGAAAACUUGAUAAAGUUUGAGGAAGAAGUGACGACUGAAAAUACAAUCCCAUCACGAAAACAAAGUAUGGAUCAGCCUGAUCCAGAGGAAUCUCAUGAGCUCCAUUCAGAUCAGUUCCACUCAGCAGAGGAAGAUGUGGAUGUUUCAGAUGGAAACUUGACUCCAUACAGGAAUCUAUCGGUAUCAGAAGAACAGAAAUCAUGCCUUACUGUCCAACCGAACAGAAUCCUCUGUGGGACCCCAGUCGAUAUUUAUAUCAUUAUGGUAAACAAGUUGGACAGUCACGACAGCAUCGAAGUGGAGUUUGACUGUGAACAUUCAACAAAACGUUUGUUGGGAACUGCUGUGAACGAAUAUAUUGUUACAGUUCAGUCACCUGAUAUGCCAACUGGGGAAGUUGCUCUGCAUGUUUAUAGUAAUGAGUCGAUUGUAUGUUCAACAACUGUGACCUACUACACAGAAAUGGAGGAAAUUAGCAAUUAUCUUGAAAAAGUUAUGGACCCUGUGCAUUUUAUGUGUCAGGCAUUCAGUAUUACAUCAAGUGCAUCAGAGGCGUUGGAUAACUUGUUUACAGAUUCUCUCAAAAAACACAUGCCUCCCAAUGGACUGCAAGUAUUUGGAAUUAAUCAGCUUGAAGAGGAGAUUAAAAAUCAGUGGGAUGUGGAACUCCCGACAUUACUUCACUUCUCGGCAAAGUACGGAUUUAAAAAGCUGACUAGCACAUUACUGCAAUGUCCCGGAGCCCUUCAGGCCUACAGCAUAGCAAACAAAGAUGGGGAUUACCCUAAUACACUGGCCGAGAGAAGUGGCUUUCCUGAUUUGAGACAGUUCAUGGAUGACUAUGUUGAGACCAUAGACUUGGUCAAGUCUCACAUAGAGGAAUCCAUGGCAACUCCAGAAGAUGAGGACAUUUAUGAGCCAAUGGCAAACGCAUCACAAGAUUUCGUUGCCAAGUUUUCUCUUCAGGAGGACAUAUACGAGUCCAUGAUGCAACUCAAUCCUGACAUGCAGUUGUAUGAGGACUUGAGCUGUUUGGACAACUCCUUCAAUGAGUCGAAUUCAGAAGACGCUGCGUUGAGAAAGUUUUUCCAAGUAAAUGCAGAGAAGCAUUCUGAGACAGAAGACAAUCUCAUAAGUGAUGCAUACUCUGGUAGAAGACUUGAUGAGACGGAAGAGGAAAACAUAGAAGACAACAUGGAAAACUAUGAGGAGGAAGAUGAGGAGGACCCAUAUAAGCUCUGCUAUCCUGAUGAAAUUUAUGACACCAUAGAUGGUGAAGAAAGCUUUGCAUCUGUAAUUGUGAAUCGACCGCCGGCACCGAUACCUCGAACACACACCACCUCAGAGCCUGAGGAAUGCAAAACCUAUAUUUCAACAGUUUUCUGUUCCAAGAACUCAUUGUAUUCAGAAAGCAACGGCAAAGACGAUCAAUGUCCUCAAGUGAGGCCGGUCCCAGAGCGAAUGCUCAGCAGUACCCACGAUCCCUAUGCUGGCAUGAAGACCCCGGGUCAGAGGCAGCUCAUCUCCCUGCAGGAGAGGGUGAAGGUGGGCGCGCUCACCGUGGAGGAGGCAGUGCAGGAGUUUAAAGCCUGGCAGUUUGACCAGGAAAAACGAUCCCAGUCCAUCCGCUUCCAGCAGGAAAAUUUACAAAAAUUACGAAACAGCAUCAUCCGACGUAAAAAAGACAAAGGAAAAAGCGGGAAAGCAUUAGAUCUGGAUAUAACUGCUCCAAUGCAGAGGAACCUGCACUUUGGAUCUCAUAUGAACGUUGAAUGUUCUGUGUAUGAGCCAGCACCUCGCUCCGUCACACAACCCCCAUCUGCAAACAGACCACCACAGAGAGGAACUUGGCAUACAGGAAGUACGUCCAGCACAUCUAGCAGUGGAAGCAACAGGCUGAGCACACUGAGCACCGUCAGUAACAGCAGUGGGGCAGAAGGUGAACUAGAGGAGCCUCAGGAAAAUGGUCCUCCUCCACCUCGCCCACCCCGCCCAGCAGCUGAAACUCCGCCCACACUCCCUCCUCCCAGAGUCCCGCCUCGCUUACCUGAACGGUAUCCAGACAGCAUGCUGAAUGAGCGUUAUGUAUCAAAUCCAGCUCGUCUCUCCCACACGCCUCCUCACAGACCCAUCCCUCCACCACCCACAACACGACGGCCAUGGUGAUCUCUCCUUACACAUGACUUGUGCUUACUAUUAUGUCACUUUUGAUCAAACUUAUGGAACUCAAAUGUGUAAAAGACUUUUCAUUAUGAAGAAGGCUAAAGCCUGCCAUCUGGUGGCCAUGAGUUUUAAAGGACAGCUGGAGGACUACCGCAAUGGAAACCUGAGUUAGUGGUGCUCAGAAAGGCCUUGGUGUUACGUUCGUCUUUUGUUAUUGUUCUUCAAUAUCACACAUCAUGCCUAAAAUCAGAUCGAUGUAAAAUAACAGUAAUUACUAAAUUGAUCUUAACAUGUUGUUAAAUUGAUCACUGGUUCUGAUUUGAUUAAAUCAUUUUAUCAUAUCCCAGCGGCUUUAGUAAACUAGGAUCCUCAGGUUAUUUACAGCUUUAUAAGCAGUAUAUAAUGUUUUUAAUCCAAUCGAAUCACUAUAUAUAUUUUUUUGUAUUCAGUAAUAGUCCUAUAAUAACCUUUCACAUCUUACCAGAAAUGUUUCUGUCUCCAUGACAUGUGAAGUGGACAGGAAACUAAGCAGGAACUGAAAAUGACUGAUGAUUCUAACAAAUGGAAGCUGAUUUAACUUUAUUGUUCAUCUGCUAGUCUGUGCAACAUCAUUCAAAUGAACUGAAUAUAGCUUCAGGCUUUUCUUUUCUGAAAGAAAAAUAUAAAGAAAGCUGUAUGAAGCAGAGACAGUUCCUGAACAUUAUUUUCCUAAGAUAUUAAAUAUGUAAACAAACAUC
Ictalurus punctatus (channel catfish) is the source of this 3862-nucleotide messenger RNA. RefSeq names its product phosphoinositide-3-kinase adaptor protein 1 (gene pik3ap1). The transcript has 17 exons. Gene Ontology annotation, molecular function: signaling receptor binding; phosphatidylinositol 3-kinase regulatory subunit binding. Gene Ontology annotation, cellular component: cytosol. The record is from RefSeq and is a predicted model, not a curated record. Bases 558 to 3128 code for a protein of 856 amino acids. Lineage: Eukaryota; Metazoa; Chordata; Actinopteri; Siluriformes; Ictaluridae.